Coccidioides immitis RS is the source of this 1837-nucleotide messenger RNA. RefSeq lists its product as uncharacterized. Bases 1 to 1560 code for a protein of 519 amino acids. The record is from RefSeq and is a predicted model, not a curated record. Gene Ontology annotation, biological process: regulation of DNA-templated transcription. The transcript has 2 exons. Gene Ontology annotation, molecular function: DNA-binding transcription factor activity, RNA polymerase II-specific; zinc ion binding. NCBI's taxonomy places the organism in Eukaryota, Fungi, Ascomycota, Eurotiomycetes, Onygenales, Onygenaceae.
AUGCAGUCCCUACGCCCUGUCGAACCAUUCCCCUUUACGGCUUUCCGACAGGUCUACGGAUCUGGCUCUGAUCCUUUAAGGUUCUCAUUACAUCGAAGCGGCCCGGAAUCGUGCGCCUACAGCAGCUGUCCUGCUCCAUAUCCCUCUCCGCCUAUGUCCGGCUCUCCGUCUCCUCAGGACCAGUUGCAUUCGUUUCAGGGAGAAAAGCGCAAGCGCUCGAAUUCCCCUGCGCCGCAUGGCUCACAACAAGUAUCUGAGCAACCCGCUACAUAUGGAGGUUAUCCUCCGAAAGAUCGCAGUACGAGCGGCUCUAUUAGCGAGACUCGGCAGUCUACAGUCGGCCAGCCGAACGGUUCAAUGAUAUCUCUCUCAGCAACAACUGAACAGCCACACAUACUCCCUGCUCUGGGUUCAGCAGCGCCAGUCCCACCUCGAACGACGGCGUUACCUCCGAGAUCAACUCGCCGUGCUAAAGCACAUGUAGCUUCCGCAUGUGUAAACUGCAAGCGCAAGCAUCUAGGCUGUGAUUCUGCACGGCCUUGUCGAAGAUGUGUAGUAGCUGGCAAAGAGUCGUCUUGCGUCGAUGUAACACACAAACGAAGGGGACGACCGCCUUUGAAGGCCGAGGAAGGUCCUAUACGAACUUACGAGUCAGCGUUCGGCCAGUCUGGAACACUGCGCGUUUCUCAUCAACAGCCGGCUCAUCAUCAGCGGAUGCCUUCCUCGAGAAAAAUUCGUCCAAACACAGAAUGUCGUUCUGCCCCUGCAGUCGAAGCUGGACGAGACCAGAAGCUAAGAUUAAGUCCUCCAAUUCCCGCGAACACAUCGUCAUGGGGACCCUCGAUGCUGCCUUCCCCAUCGUCGACAUUACCGCCGUCGUCUCCUCUAAGCAGUGUACCAUUGCAACGACCUUUGUCGAGCGGAAACCCAUCGCGGUCAGAUAGGCACGGUUCCAUCCCUAGCCCAAGCCUUCCACCGCCCGUUCCACCUCAGUCCCUGAACGAUCUUGCGCAUCGUCCUCCUUUUUCUCGAGAUCGGCUACCACCACCUCGCUCACCUCACCAGUACAAACAGGGCUCAUCUGCACCGCCAUUCUCCUCUAUUUCAGGGCCAACGACACACCCAGUAAAUUCAGCAAUCCGACUGCCGCCGAUACCCCCGCCACUUCCCAAACUGAAGGUUGAUUUUUCCAUUGAUAGUCAACAAACUGGAAGCAACACCUCCUCCCCCUGGUCGGCGAGGACAGAGCUUCCGCGCGUAGCAGAUAGGGUGAUUGACCCUGCUAGCAACCCAAUUUCGCCUUUGACACAGGAUGAAUCCGGAUUGAUUGAGCGGAGGUGGAGCCACGAACAUUCCCUUAUAUCAUCUUCGUACUCCCUCCCUCCUAUCCGGCAACCCGAUUCGUCGUUCCAACGGCAAAGGUGUUUCAGCGCUUCGGCAAUGAUUACAUCAGGACAUCGGGAUAUAUUGAACUCCCCAACAGUGAGCGAAGGUGCGAGUGUGGACAUCCAGCCAGUGAAACGUAGGAAGAUGGAGCUUGGGGAAAUGGUGAAUAAUUAAUAUUCUGUUGUUUCCUUCGAUAAUGAUGCAAAGACAUCUUCUUUAUCAGUUUCUAGUUGAGAUACCACAAGUCAUCUGCGUGGGGGUUGCUAUUUCAUUAGUUGCUAUGAAUGGAUAAGUUUGAUGGAACAGUGAAAUUGUCAGUCAAUAUAAUAAUAAGUUGGUUUUGGAAGAAUCUGAAGAAACUUAUGUAUUGAAUGCGCGCUUCAUUAGAGUUUCUUUGCAUACCUAUGUUUCUAUUCAUUUAAACAUGUCUUUGUUGGACAUGAUUUCAAUG